AAAAAAUGCUGAUAAAUUCGAAUGUAGUGGUGCACCCAAAUCUGAAAAUUGGGAAAGAGAAACCCUUUUCAGCUCACUUGAGUUUUUCUUCUCCGCGCAACAAAAUCAUCAUCAAGCACAGAAGAAAUCUCCUCGUCGCCGCAGCUCAAAACCUAGAGAUGAAUCAGAAGAUAAUAAUAUUAAACAAGCGCCGUGAAAAACUUGUGGGUGUAUUGCAUGAAACUGAAUCACCACAAAUCGUAGUUCUGUGCCAUGGUUUUCGAUCCUCAAAGGAGAGCAAACUUGUGGUCAACCUUGCCAGUGUUCUAGAAGAGGAAGGAAUCAGUGUGUUUCGCUUCGAUUUUGCUGGAAAUGGAGAAAGCGAAGGCUCGUUUCAAUAUGGUAACUACUAUAGCGAGGUUGAAGACUUGAGAGCUGUGGUUGAAUACUUCACCGGAAUAAACCGCUCGACUGUUGCUAUCGUUGGGCAUAGUAAAGGUGGCAAUGUUGUGCUUCUGUAUGCAUCCAAGUAUCACGAUAUAGGUGCUGUGGUAAAUAUCUCCGGUCGUUAUAAUCUCAAAAAAGGCAUUGAAGAACGCCUCGGUGCAAAUUACUCGGAAAGACUCAAGAAAGACGGGUACAUUGAUGUUAAACUACCAGGUGGUGUUCAAUAUAGAGUCACAGAGGAGAGCAUGAUGGAGAGACUCAAUACAAACAUGCACGAGGCGUGCCUUUCAGUUGACCCGAAAUGCAGGGUAUUGACAGUUCAUGGAUCAGCCGAUGAAGAUAUCUCAGUCAAAGACGCUGAGCUGGGGUUUGCGAAGAUAAUACCAAAUCAUUGGUUGGAAAUUAUUCAAGGGGCCGAUCAUCGUUAUUCUAAACAUCAAGAUGAAUUAGCUGCACCUGUUCUCAAAUUCGUUAAGGAAUGUCUUUAAUCUUUGUCGAUAAUGUCUGAAAAAUUUACCUUCGAUUAUGAACAACCCAUAAGGGAAUUAUGUCAAAAAUUUCACAAAUUAUGUGGAAUUGUUUUAUGGUCUUUUAAACGUUACAUGCAUUUGGUGAAAUACUUUGGAUAGGUCUUCCUUCACCUUCAAUAAAGGUAAUUGCAAUA
This is a messenger RNA of Erythranthe guttata (spotted monkey flower), 1090 nucleotides long. RefSeq lists its product as uncharacterized. NCBI's taxonomy places the organism in Eukaryota, Viridiplantae, Streptophyta, Magnoliopsida, Lamiales, Phrymaceae. The record is from RefSeq and is a predicted model, not a curated record. Gene Ontology annotation, cellular component: cytosol.